CAUCCCCCUGGACGAGUCCUCCAGCCACGAGUGUGACCAGCGCAUGAUUCUCCUCUAUGGCGUGGGUAAGGAGCGGGAUGACGCGAGGCACCAGCUGAAGAGGAUCACCAAAGACAUCCUCAAGAUCCUGAACAAGAAGAGCACUACAGAAAUGGGUGUGGGGGACGAAGGGCAGAAGGCCCGGAAGACCAAACCAGAGGCGUUUCCAACCCUGGAGACUGUGUUCACAAAACUGCAGCAGCUGUCCUAUUUCAAUCAACAUCAGGUGACAUCCCAGAUCUCCAGCAAUGUCCUCGAGCAGAUCACCAGCUUUGCCUCGGGAACGUCGUACCACCUGCCCCUGGCUCACCACAUCCAGCUCAUCUUCGACCUCAUGGAGCCAGCGCUGAACAUCAACGGACUGAUAGACUUCGCCGUGCAGGUGAGCAGAGUUCAUCUGGGGAGCUCCGGGGAGGACAAAGCUGUGGGCCAUGUUCUGGGAAGCCAGAAAACCCCCAAGAGCUGGACUGCAAAUUCCCUCCGUGUGCUCGUGGCUGUUCCAGUUUCCUGCCCUCUCAGAGUGCCGGACACUUCUCCUUCCGCCGUGCUGUGACCGUUGUGGAGAAUCAAUAGAUGCAUUUUAUUUUUAAAUCUUUCAAAAUUAACAAAAUUCUGGAUUGUUUUAGAACAAAGGAUUUUAGGAUGGGCUUUGCUGUUUCGGACUAACCCACAGUGUCACCCAGUAACGCACCGGGGUGCCUGAAAUGCUGUGGAUUUCCAAAGAGCUCUUCUGAGGGAUGUUUUUUAUACUUCAAGCAUUUAUUUUGCUCCCUCUUCCCCUUGUUCUGUAGUGAGUAAAGAACUGCAUUUUUGUUCACCUCACAGCUUUCCUUAAUGUAUUUUUUUUUUUUGCUCCUGUUUUACGUGUUUGACUGGGAAAUUACUUUCAG
Messenger RNA from Pseudopipra pipra, 929 nucleotides. Its product is annotated as mediator of RNA polymerase II transcription subunit 12-like protein. Bases 44 to 592 code for a protein of 182 amino acids. NCBI's taxonomy places the organism in Eukaryota, Metazoa, Chordata, Aves, Passeriformes, Pipridae. The record is from RefSeq and is a predicted model, not a curated record. The transcript is spliced from 4 exons.